UUUUCUUUGAAGACGUACCGUCCACCAACCAGUCCACUCCCAAGAAAGGACAUGAAGACUCUCCGUCGGAACACACAGAUCGUGAUUCAUCGAGAGAGAAAUCCUCAAGUGUGAGCAUGGCUGAGAUUCAAGAACAGCAGAGCAGCGUUCACUGUAGCCCAAGCAUAGAUGACAUCAGCAGGAGAGCUCAGGAAAUGGUGGAAAAAAUUAACCACAGACGUGCGAGUGACCAAAGCAUGAUGGAUAGCUUUCAAGAGAAGUUAAUAGAGAAGGUGACCGAGAUGUGCCAGCAGAUGAAGGGCCACAUGUACACAGUCUAUGAGGGGAACAGUGAUGACAUGCAGGUGAAGCUUCAGGAGCUGUCGGAGGUGCUGGACAGCUGCACCAAGCUGAACCAUGAACUUCUGGAGGCCAGUCAGGCCCUGGCAUGUCUCAGAGAGGAUCUGGGCCUAAAUCAGAGCUCAAACCAGUGA
Molecule: messenger RNA, 473 nt
Organism: Nematolebias whitei (Rio pearlfish)
Lineage: Eukaryota; Metazoa; Chordata; Actinopteri; Cyprinodontiformes; Rivulidae
Gene: syce2
Product: synaptonemal complex central element protein 2
Exons: 4
Coding region: 117-473 (118 amino acids)
Biological process (GO): synaptonemal complex assembly
Cellular component (GO): central element
Source: RefSeq, a predicted model, not a curated record